UAUCACUGAGGGCUACACGCUUUAGUCUGCAACUUUCUGUUAGCCACAGUUAGCAUUACUUUUUCUUUCUUUUUUUUUAUUAUCUCGAACAGCCAUUCUCACAAGGAAAAAAUGCCUUCGCUAAACGGAAACCCCGAUGUUAUGUUUGAGGACGAUGAUCUGCCUUAUGAAGAGGAGAUUAUCAGAAACCCAUACUCAGUCAAGUGCUGGAUGCGUUACAUUGAAUUUAAACAAAACGGAGCCAAAUCCACCCUCAACAUGAUAUAUGAAAGGGCCCUAAAAGAGCUGCCUGGCAGCUAUAAACUUUGGUACAAUUAUCUGAGAGAGAGACGUAAACAAGUCAAAGGGAAAUGUGUCACUGAUCCAGGCUAUGAAGAGAUCAAUAAUUGCCAUGAGAGGGCACUGGUGUUCAUGCAUAAGAUGCCCAGAAUAUGGCUUGAUUACUGCCAGUUCCUCGUGUCCCAGUGCAAGAUCACAAGAAGUCGGCAAACAUUUGACCGUGCGCUCAGAGCUCUCCCUGUUACUCAGCAUCCACGCAUCUGGCCUCUGUAUCUCCGCUUUGUCCGUAACCUGCCCCUGCCUGAGACUGCCAUCCGGGUGUACCGCAGGUACCUUAAGCUAUCUCCAGAGAAUGCAGAGGAGUAUAUUGACUACUUACGGUCUGUUGGCCGCUUGGAUGAAGCAGCUGUGCGACUUGCAGCUGUUGUCAAUGACGAAAGCUUUGUGUCCAAAGAGGGCAAGUCUAACUAUCAACUGUGGCAUGAGCUCUGUGACCUGAUCUCCCAGAACCCUGAUAAAGUGACCUCUCUCAAUGUUGGGGCCAUCAUUCGAGGAGGCCUCACUCGCUUCACAGACCAACUUGGAAAACUCUGGUGCUCUUUAGCUGACUAUUACAUAAGGAGUGGUCACUUUGAGAAGGCUCGUGACGUGUAUGAGGAGGCAAUCCUUACAGUGGUAACAGUAAGGGAUUUCACACAAGUGUUUGAUAGCUAUGCCCAGUUUGAAGAGAGCAUGAUUGCAGCAAAGAUGGAGACCACUUCUGAGAUGGGGAAGGAUGAAGAUGAUGACGUAGACAUGGAGCUAAGACUGGCACGCUUUGAGCAGCUGAUAGCCCGACGGCCUCUGCUGUUGAACAGUGUACUACUGCGGCAGAAUCCUCACAAUGUCCACGAGUGGCACAAGCGGGUAAAACUGUAUGACGGCAAUCCACGGCAGAUUAUCAACACGUACACGGAGGCAGUGCAGACUGUGGAUCCAAUGAAGGCCACGGGGAAGCCUCACUCUCUCUGGGUUUCCUUUGCUAAGUUCUAUGAGGAAAAUGAGCAGCUGGAUGAUGCCAGGACAAUUUUUGAGAAGGCCACCAAGGUGAACUACAAGCAGGUGGAUGACCUUGCUGCGGUGUGGUGUGAAUACGGAGAGAUGGAGCUACGCCAUGAGAACUAUGAACAGGCACUGCGCAUACUGAGGAAAGCUACAGCCAUCCCAUCAAAGAAAGCAGAGUACUUUGAUGCAUCUGAGCCAGUCCAGAACAGAGUUUACAAGUCCUUGAAGGUCUGGUCUAUGCUGGCGGACUUGGAGGAGAGUCUCGGCACAUUCCAGUCUACAAAAGCAGUGUAUGAUCGCAUCAUUGACCUCCGCAUUGCCACGCCACAGAUCAUCAUCAACUAUGCCAUGUUCCUUGAAGAGCACAACUACUUUGAGGAAAGCUUCAAGGCAUAUGAGCGUGGCAUUGCUCUCUUCAGGUGGCCGAACGUUUAUGACAUCUGGAACACGUACCUCACCAAGUUCAUUGAUCGUUACGGGGGCAAGAAGCUGGAGAGGGCUAGAGAUUUGUUUGAACAAGCCUUAGAUGGCUGUCCUGCCAAGUUUGCCAAGACCAUUUACCUGUUGUAUGCCAAAUUGGAGGAGGGAUACGGAUUGGCACGCCACGCCAUGGCUGUAUAUGAAAGAGCAACACAGGCAGUAGAAACUGAGGAGAGACAUCACAUGUUCAAUAUCUACAUCAAGAGAGCAGCUGAAAUUUAUGGGGUCACGUAUACCAGGGCAAUUUACCAGAAAGCUAUUGAGGUCCUUCCUGAUGAGCAUGCAAGGGACAUGUGUCUGCGAUUUGCUGACAUGGAGAGUAAACUUGGCGAGAUUGAUCGCGCCAGAGCAAUCUACUCCUACUGCUCCCAGAUCUGUGACCCAAGGGUGACUGCAAACUUCUGGCAGACCUGGAAAGAAUUUGAGAUCCGCCAUGGAAAUGAAGACACGAUUAGAGAGAUGCUGAGGAUCAAACGCAGUGUCCAAGCCACAUACAACACACAGGUCAACUUCAUGUCCUCUCAGAUGCUGAAGGCCACAACAAGCUCCACAGGCACAGUGUCAGAUCUCGCUCCAGGCCAAAUGGGAAUUGAUGACAUGAAGAUGCUGGAGCAGAAAGCACAACAGCUUGCUGCUGAGGCCGAACAAGACAAACCUAAGCCCAAAGAGAAGAUCCUCUUUGUCAGGAGUGACACAUCUCGCAGUGAGUUGGCUGAACUUUCGAAACAAGCCAAUCCUGAUGAGAUCGACAUUGAUGAUGAUGACGAAGAUGAAGACGACGAAGACCAGGGACCAGAGGAGGUGCAGCUUGAACAGAAGAGUGUCCCCACAGCUGUCUUUGGAGGGCUUAAAGAUGACUGAGAGAUGCCUUCUGUACUGAUCUCUUCUGUAGAAAUUGAGUAGGCUCCAUUUUUAAGUUUGUGUUAUUGCCUUUUUGUAUCCAUUUUGUUUUAAUAGAAACAGACACGAUUGAAAAACUGAAUGGCAGCAUUAGGCCCCUUGUGUAUUUCUGUAGUACAAUGUACAAGAUAGGAACUAUUACUAGUAUUGGCCAUAUGGUGUCAGUCUUUCUCAAGUUUGAAGUUUGAGAUAAUUGUGACACGGAGGAGAUUUCUGCAAUGAAUUUCUAAAGCAGGCGCAUAAUAACUGCAACUGUAGUUUAAUGUGAUUUGACUUUUUCUCCGAACAACGUUUUGUAAAAUUGACAGUAAAAACACUGUUUUAAAUAAAAGCUCUUUCUCUAACAGGAAGCCUGUCCUAGAAAACAGAGGGGAGGAGCAUAGUUUUUUCAACAGAAGGCAUUCAUUUGAAAGUGGAGCUGAGCAUUCAAGCCUCACAUUGUUGGCUUGAGGAUCAGUAGUAGGUGGGUACCUUGCAAAAAAUUAAUGAUCAAGAAAAAAUGUUAUAACUUGAAACAUACUGUGGCUCCAUUCAAAUAUCAGUAACCCUGCAGUAAGUUCCUAAUGCCCAUUUUUGUGAUAGAUGCAGGUGUUUAUUUGGUUUGCUGAUCAUUUUUGAGGCUUAAGGUAUCAAUGCUGUAAGAUGAAUUUCAGUCUUUUGGGGUCUGACCCAACACAGUCUGACAGUUUUGGGUAUGAAACAACAUUUUCAAAGUUAUCCUUAUGCCAGUUUAUCAGUGUUUGUGAAUUGUGCACCAGUGAAUCUAAAUGACCAGCUGGUCUCUUUGAAUGUCUGAAACUUUCUUUAUAUUGUCUGGAAAAUACAGUUGUAAUAAAAAAAUGAUUUAAACUUGU
This is a messenger RNA of Plectropomus leopardus (leopard coralgrouper), 3557 nucleotides long. RefSeq names its product XPA binding protein 2 (gene xab2). Gene Ontology annotation, cellular component: U2-type catalytic step 2 spliceosome; Prp19 complex; post-mRNA release spliceosomal complex. NCBI's taxonomy places the organism in Eukaryota, Metazoa, Chordata, Actinopteri, Perciformes, Serranidae. The record is from RefSeq and is a predicted model, not a curated record. Gene Ontology annotation, biological process: mRNA splicing, via spliceosome; generation of catalytic spliceosome for first transesterification step. Gene Ontology annotation, molecular function: protein binding.